Plenodomus lingam JN3 is the source of this 1014-nucleotide messenger RNA. Lineage: Eukaryota; Fungi; Ascomycota; Dothideomycetes; Pleosporales; Leptosphaeriaceae. The record is from RefSeq and is a predicted model, not a curated record.
AUGUUCGAUGUCGAUCGAUGCUCGAGGCCGACUGUGGGGAACCCCGCUUCCCCAGAGCAUGUCGGGCCGGGGAAGGAAAUCCGUGUGAAGUUCGAUCUGGAAUACGAGGGCAUGGCAGCAGCCGACCAACCACCUGAUGGAUGGUACCUGCUCCCACCCGAUCUUUUAGAGCUCCAGAUUGGACAAAUCGAUUUACUCCUAGCCAUGUAUCCCGAUGAAGCCAUCAUUGAAGAAGACUCACAAGAACUUUUGGACCGCUUGCGACUAUCCGCAGAAGGUGUGGACGUGAAGUUCGAUAUUGCACCAAACGUUUCGAUAUUUCUACGGAUAACAAUCGACGGCAAUCUCGCACAGCAUGAAUCGUUGCAAUUGAAUCUCACCUUUUCUUUCAUACCCAUGGACAAAAGCGACGUCCAUGACCCACCACCAGCUAAGAUUCGGGCACAACAACCACCAUGGCUGAGUAGACUCGCAACAGCCCAAAUGAUGCGUGAAGUCGAAGAUGGAGAGGACUUGUUCAGCACCCUUGAACGCAUCAAAGAGCAAGCGAGCCACCAGCUCCAACUAUCCAACAACGCACUGGCAGCUCGCUCCUCAACCAACAGUCCAGAACAAGCAGGUCCCCUCGUACGAGUCUGGUUCUACUUCCCCUCCAUCAGCACGCGAUCCAAGCGCGACGACUUCAUCAACCACGCGCCCUCUUACCAUCUCACCGGCUUUCUCUACGCCGGAAAACCAGGCCUUCUCUGCGUCGAGGGCGCCUCACAGAGCAUCGACGACUAUAUGAAGUUCAUCAAGACAGAAAGCUGGGGCGAUAUCCCUGCCCAUCACAAGAAAGUUAGUGAGCGCCAUAGAGAACGUAUUGAGAAGAGGACUUUUUCCGAUAUGACUGAGACUACCAAUACUGUGGGCGAGAGACAUGGCCAACGGGCCAAUCGGGGGGAUAUGAAGGCGAUGGAAGAUUGGCUGAUAGAACGAGGGUUGGGUGAUGCUUUUGCAAAGGUUUUGAUGUGA